AUGUUACACAUCAAAUACUUAUUCCUCGCCCUUACUGGUGUCAUUGCUAGCCCUUUAGCUGCUCGAGAUGACCUCACAGCGACGGUUGAUCUCUCUAAAACCCGUGGUGAUCCACAAAAUGUAGCCUCUGGGUUCAUCUAUGGAAUUCCGGACAACUAUCCCAAUCAGAUACCUGAUCAUUGGUACACAGACAUUGGCUUCCGUUAUGCCCGUACCGGAGGUGCUCAACUGGGCGCUCCUUCACGAGGUUGGCUUUGGGGCGAGUUUGAAGGCCGACUGCAAUACUCCUACAUAGCUCAGCAACUAAUGGCCUGUGCAGGAGCAAAUUCUUCAACUCUGUGGCCGGGCGAUAAUGGCAACUGGGUUGACUUUGAUAAAUACUUGGCUACCCUUCUCGACGCACUCGUCGACAAUGAUAUGCUCGAUGGUCUGGUCAUUGACAUCUGGAACGAGCCGGAGCUGUCUGUUUUCUGGCAAAGAUCUCUCCAGCAAUAUGUAGAUCUGUAUAUCAGAACGCAUAAGACUAUUCGCGCCGAUUCACGCUUCAAAAACGUGAAGAUUAGCGGACCAAGUAUGGCAACUGCACCGGUCAAUACUAACGUUUGGUGGACAACAUGGCUUUCUCAGAUUGCCGGGAAUAACACAGUACCAGACCAGUGGUCAUAUCACUUGGAGAGAGGUGUAUCAGACGUGACAAACGAUCCCCAGUAUACAAAUGCUUCACUUGCUGGAUUGCUCAAAACACAUGGCCUACCCGAGCGUGAAGUCAACAUUAACGAGUACGCCGUCUUCGACGAGAUGCACCCAUCUGGCUAUGUUUGGUGGAUCGCUCGCCUAGAACGCUACAACUUCCUUGGGCUUUUGGGCAAUUGGCUUUCCGGCUCCACUCUGCAUGACCUCUUCGCCAACCUCAUCACCAAAACUCGUAACCCGUACAGCUACGCAGCCACUGAUUACGUAGCUGCUCCCGGUUACUGGGUAUAUCGUUAUUACGCCACGAACAUGACUGGUGAGAGACUCUCGACUACAGGUAGUACAGACAAUCUUCUUGAUGUAUACGCCACCAAGGACGACAGCACAGUUCGCUUGCUUGUUGGCUCCCGCGUCGCUUCCGGAACCUGGAGUGUAUCAGUCACCGGUUUGAGUGCUAUUGGUUAUGGCACAUCCGGCUCUGUGAGCAUCAACACUUGGGGUUUCGACGGUACGGACGCUUUUGCUCCACAGGCUGCGCCGAGUUUCCGAAACACCGUUUCACACACUUUCACAGAUAACACCUUGACGUUUCCAAUUUACCAGACAGAUACCACCACGGCGUGGGCAUUCGAAUUUUCUGUUAAAUAAAUUGAUGAGGGGUCUGCGAGGGGCAUAUAUCUAGG
Molecule: messenger RNA, 1376 nt
Organism: Truncatella angustata
Lineage: Eukaryota; Fungi; Ascomycota; Sordariomycetes; Amphisphaeriales; Sporocadaceae
Product: glycoside hydrolase family 39 protein
Exons: 4
Coding region: 1-1341 (446 amino acids)
Source: RefSeq, a predicted model, not a curated record